Molecule: messenger RNA, 2573 nt
Organism: Colossoma macropomum (tambaqui)
Lineage: Eukaryota; Metazoa; Chordata; Actinopteri; Characiformes; Serrasalmidae
Gene: sec61a1b
Product: SEC61 translocon subunit alpha 1, like
Exons: 12
Coding region: 120-1550 (476 amino acids)
Biological process (GO): post-translational protein targeting to membrane, translocation; SRP-dependent cotranslational protein targeting to membrane, translocation
Cellular component (GO): Sec61 translocon complex; membrane
Molecular function (GO): signal sequence receptor activity; ribosome binding; transmembrane protein transporter activity
Source: RefSeq, a predicted model, not a curated record
GACGUGUCGCUGAAGAGCCUCUCUCUUUUUGCUGCGAGGCAGCGGGCUGAUGCCACACAAGCUCUGCUGAUCCACUUCACUGGGACCAUAAUCCGACUGGGGCACGGACAGAGCACACCAUGGCUAUUAAAUUUUUGGAAGUGAUAAAACCCUUCUGUGCAGUAUUACCCGAGAUCCAGAAACCAGAGAGGAGGAUUCAGUUUAGAGAGAAGGUGCUAUGGACAGCCAUCACCCUAUUCAUCUUUCUGGUGUGCUGCCAGAUUCCCCUCUUUGGUAUCAUGUCAUCAGACUCUGCAGAUCCUUUCUAUUGGAUGAGAGUCAUUCUUGCUUCCAACAGAGGUACUCUGAUGGAGUUGGGUAUCUCUCCCAUCGUUACCUCUGGACUGAUCAUGCAGCUGCUGGCUGGAGCUAAAAUUAUUGAGGUCGGAGACACACCUAAGGACAGAGCACUGUUUAAUGGAGCUCAGAAACUGUUUGGAAUGAUCAUUACCAUUGGACAAGCUAUUGUGUAUGUGAUGACUGGCAUGUAUGGAGACCCCUCAGAGAUGGGUGCUGGGAUCUGUCUGCUCAUCAUCAUUCAGCUGUUUGUGGCUGGUCUGAUAGUACUCCUGCUGGAUGAGCUACUCCAAAAGGGCUACGGUUUGGGCUCAGGCAUUUCUCUCUUUAUUGCCACAAACAUCUGUGAGACCAUUGUAUGGAAAGCCUUCAGCCCAACUACAGUCAACACAGGCAGAGGUACUGAGUUUGAGGGUGCCAUCAUUGCUUUGUUUCACUUGCUUGCCACACGUACUGAUAAAGUGCGAGCUUUGAGAGAAGCUUUCUACAGGCAGAACCUGCCCAACCUCAUGAACCUCAUUGCUACCAUCUUUGUCUUCGCCGUGGUCAUAUACUUCCAGGGCUUCAGAGUUGAUUUGCCCAUCAAGUCUGCACGUUACCGUGGUCAGUACAACACAUAUCCCAUCAAGCUCUUCUACACCUCCAACAUUCCCAUCAUCCUGCAAUCUGCUCUGGUGUCCAACCUCUACGUCAUCUCUCAGAUGCUUUCCACUCGAUUCAGUGGCAACUUCCUUGUUAACCUGCUGGGAACCUGGUCUGAUACUUCAAGUGGAGGGCCAGCUCGUGCUUACCCAGUAGGUGGUCUGUGCUACUACCUCUCCCCUCCAGAGUCAUUUGGCUCUGUGCUAGAAGACCCAGUCCAUGCUGUCAUCUACAUUGUCUUCAUGUUGGGAUCCUGUGCCUUCUUUUCAAAGACCUGGAUUGAAGUUUCUGGAUCUUCUGCCAAAGAUGUGGCAAAACAGCUGAAGGAACAGCAGAUGGUGAUGAGGGGACAUAGAGACACCUCCAUGGUUCAUGAACUCAACAGAUACAUCCCCACAGCUGCAGCAUUUGGAGGACUGUGCAUAGGUGGUCUCUCUGUUAUGGCUGAUUUCCUGGGAGCUAUCGGCUCAGGAACAGGAAUUUUAUUGGCUGUUACAAUCAUCUACCAGUACUUUGAGAUUUUCGUUAAGGAACAGAGUGAAGUAGGCAGUAUGGGUGCUCUGCUCUUCUAGGAAAGCCCUCCACAAUCACACAAGACUGACACAACCGUUCUUUACUAUUUUCUUAUUCCAUUUUUGUUUUAUCAUGUGGACAUAAUCAGUGCUCUGCCUCUCAAAGGCAAUUGCAUAAUGCAUCUUUUUUUCCCAGAUGACCUGCACGUCACACCAGCAGGCUGGAUCUUGUUUUUUUGCCUGUGGGGAAAUUAAUUGGCAGCAUGCUGUCCCAGCAUUCAGCAUGGAAAUGUACUCGUCUCUUGUUCAUGUCAUAGGACGUCCCAUUUUCUCUAUCUCUUCAGCCAGUACACUUCUUGCUGCAAGUUUAAUCGUAUUUCUGAUGGUUAAAAGCACAAAUGGUUAAUAUUCUGGAACUGGCUGACCCCAGUGAUGUGGACAUAUGCAGCAUGUGUUGGAUCUGUCAACCUAAGAUUUAAACCAGUGCCAGAGUGUGUGAUCAGGUAACCACAGUGUCAUGCCAUGGAGACUGUUAAUUGAUCCGUUGUAAAUAAAAGUUUUUUGACAGAAUUUCUGAGGUAAGAGAGAUGUGUCUGCGUGUUCAUCUGUAACAGAAACAACAUACCCAGUUUUUCAGGGGAACUUUGCCUGGAGUUGCAAAGAAAAGAUGACUGUGUCUUACCCAUUUCAGGUCAUUUUAAGCUCUAGUUUGGAUGCUUACUAGACAGAUGAUUGUAAAAAUGGAAGAGCACCUUGUACUUCUGGGAUACAGUUCUUUCAGUGGCAUUGAUUUAUGUUUUUUUCAUCUAGCUUGUCUGCUUUGUCAAGUCACAGUGAGAAUGUUCUUAUUGGUAAGAGAUUUUUGACACUAUUGUUAUUUUAUUAUUAUUAUUAUUAUUAAAUUUUUUUUUCUGUAUUAUCUAUAGUAUUACAAUACAGAGUGUUCUGCCUACACUUUGGAGCAUUGUUUACUGCACAUAGCAAGAUCUGCCUCACAUCAUCCUCUUGACUUAUUUGGGUACAAGAACAGAAUGCUACCCUAAGCAAAAGAAAUUAAUGUUUCAAUAAAAGCCUUUAAAUAAU